AUGCUUGCUCGUGCUACCUUCCGCGCCGCCUCGGCCCCAACUCUUGUCGCCCGCCGCGGCUUCCAGUCCACCCGCGCCCAGUUCUCCAGCCCAUACCACUACCCCGAGGGCCCGCGCAGCAACUUGCCAUUCGACCCAUUGAAGAGGGGCUUUGCUUUCAAGUACUGGGGAUUCAUGGCUACCGGUUUCUCCCUGCCAUUCCUCCUUGCUGGUGAGGCACCUGAUUCGAUCCUAUCUACCACAAAGAAGAACAAAUAG
Molecule: messenger RNA, 258 nt
Organism: Alternaria atra
Lineage: Eukaryota; Fungi; Ascomycota; Dothideomycetes; Pleosporales; Pleosporaceae
Exons: 3
Coding region: 1-258 (85 amino acids)
Biological process (GO): mitochondrial electron transport, cytochrome c to oxygen
Source: RefSeq, a predicted model, not a curated record